UGGGAAAGCCUGCUACAGAGAGUGCGCACAGAUAGACGUGCAGAUGCUCUCCUCUUAUGGCACGCGGACGAUUCAUUAAUAUAUGCUGUGUGUGCACUUGAGCUGAAGCGCUCAGUGUUUGGAAGCCAGGUCCUGAUUGGCCAGUUGGAGGCUACCGGAAAGGACCGCAGGAUGAUCAGCCCGCAUGCAUGGAUUCAGGUCUGAGCCAAAAACCGCGAGGUGCGCAGCACGAUGGCAAGUAGCAAAACUUCGACACUGUCCAUGGUGCUGAAUCAGCCGUCGGUGUCACCUCAGUCUGUCAGAGGAGCGAUGGCCCUGUGAGCGUUAUCUUUUCUACCACAUGUUCGCACCUGGACUCACCGAUGAUCAGUGCUUCCAAGGAUGAUGGAGGUCGACAGUUUCAGCCAAUAGAUUUAGCCGAUUAUCGGAUUGUCUCAGUUUGCAUAAAAAUAUGGAGGAAGGACUUGUGGAUUUAAACCCUGAAUGAACAAUUUGUGUCGCUCACACGAUGUUUCUGAAAAUGUCGUUUGUUACGUACUUUCGCAGGUGAUCUCUUUCCUGACCGGCUGGAGUCUGAUUCUGCCUGUAAGCGUUCAUUAUUCAUGAGAGGAAUUCUUACACGUUAUAAAAAAUGAACUGCAGUAAUUCAGUCACCUUUGAUUUGCGGGUCUUUUCGGUCUAAGAAGAGCACAGCAAUAACCGCCAAAGCAUGGCUCGUCUGCUUGUUUUGGUCAACUUCGUGGUCCUGUUGCUUUAUGGCAGCGACAUGUUCUCGGUGGGAGCAAACCGACCACCAACUCCUGUCAAUGUGUCUGUCACGCAACUGAGAGCCAACUCAGCAACUGUAUCCUGGGAGGUUCCUGAGGGGGACAUAAUAAUUGGCUUUUCCAUCUCACAACAGAGGCAGGAUGGACAUACGCAGCGAUUAAUUCGUGAGGUAAACACCACCAGCCAUUCUUGUACUCUUUGGGACCUAGAGGAGGAGACAGACUACAUCAUCCAGGUCCAGUCAAUUGGUCUCUAUGGGGAGAGCCAAGCCAGCAAGAAAGUCCAUUUUCGCACCCUGAGAAAGUCAGAUCGCUUCCCUUCCAACAGCUCCAACCAAGAUGACCCCACUGUGCAGGGACUGGACAAGUCUCGGCAUCUGCAAACAGGAGAGAUGAUCAUAAUUGUGGUGGUUUUGGUCAUGUGGGCAGCUGUUAUUGCCCUAUUCUGCCGGCAGUAUGACAUCAUCAAAGACAAUGACUCCAGCAACAAUAAGGAGAAGGCCAAGCCGUCAUCAGAAAGGAGCACACCAGAGCACCAUAGUGGAGGAUUGCUCAGGAGCAAGUUUCAUCCUUCUGUGCCGUCAAUCAACAUCAUUGACGUCUGAGAAGAAGGAAGCUGAUGUUAAAUUUUAUUCUCACUCUCUCACUUCCAUCAGUUAAUUUUUUUUUUGUAGCUCUCCAACUGAUCAGGGAAAAAGUGGGAAAAGGGGAUUUUUCUCUGGGACAUCAUCAGUGGAAAAAGUGUUGACAAAAAUCACACAUGCACGCACCCAGUAUUUGUAGGAAAACAAGCUAUAGAUACACACACCGAACACCAUCCAGAAAUCCUAUGAAAUCUCCACCCCCCCUACACACAGACACAAGGUACAGUCGCUACAAAGGUAUAUAAAUUAAUGUUAACCUUUGGUGCAGUUCACCAUGGGUUAACAUGGUGAUGUCUUUGUUGCGUGCUUGGCAUGCUAUUGCAAUACAAAAGUCGCAAUACAGCUUAUCUCUAGGAGGUCUGUAGUUGUAAGUUUAAAUAUGCAGUGUAUUUUUGAUAUUGGCAUGUACAAUUAGAUAAUACAUUCACCUAUUAUAGAGACCUCAGCUCUAUAUAUUUCAACAUUUUUUUUCCAUUGCAAAUAGUGUUAAUACAGUGCCUAAUCACAAAUGUAUAAUGCUGUCUGACCGAUGUGAAUAUGAGUAGAUCUUUAAGAAGAGAAAGCAGCUACACACAUCUACAAUUCAUUUGUAAGAGCUACCAUGCAUGUCUUAGAUUUGCUGAGAAUUCAAAUGAAAAUUUAACAUUCUGGAAAACCUUAUAUUUUUUCAUAUUUCAUACAAAAAACGUGUUUGUACAUAUUUCAUACACUUCCUAAAUUAAACUGCAUGCAGGUGAUCUGUGUGUAGAGUAGUGCUUGAUGUACAUGACCAGUCAAACAUUUGGACACACCUUCUCAUGCAAUGCUUUUUAUUUCUUUGUAUUAUUUUCUACAUUGUAGAAUAAUACUGAAGGUUAACACUUUUUGUUUACAAUGCAAUUCCAUAUGUAUCCUUUUAUAGUUUUGAUGUCUUCAAUAUUAACUCUCUGUACAUUCUCAGUUAGAAGCCAAAAAUGGAGAAAUAAAUAUGACUGAAGUACUGUA
Acanthochromis polyacanthus (spiny chromis) is the source of this 2395-nucleotide messenger RNA. RefSeq names its product fibronectin type III domain containing 4a (gene fndc4a). Lineage: Eukaryota; Metazoa; Chordata; Actinopteri; Pomacentridae. The transcript has 6 exons. Bases 710 to 1372 code for a protein of 220 amino acids. The record is from RefSeq and is a predicted model, not a curated record. Gene Ontology annotation, molecular function: protein binding.